CACACUUUGCCUGUGUCACUCUCUCACCUCUCUCCUCCUAUACAGAGAAGUCAGCCAAUGCAUCAGCCUACAGCUCAUCUGGCUUCCACUCUUACUUUUCCCCUCCCUCAGCUCCUCACUUCUCUCUGCUCCUCUGCUGUCUGACACUUCAACUGCUGCCUCUACUCCGUCUUUUUUUCCUCCCUCUUCCUCCUCUCUACCUUCCUCUGCUCCGCAUCCUCCUCCUCUUCAAGCCACCAUGGUGAACAGAUAACCGCCCGGCCGUCCUGAGACCAUGGGUGCCUGCCUCUGCAAAGGUCACAAAGAGCUCCACCUUCCCAUGACAGCACUGCAGGACCAGACUGAGGAGGGUCAGCCAUCCACUGUCAAGGAUGGCCAGAAUCCCUCCAAUGGAGAUGUACCAGAUAAAACCAGCCACUACGACAUCGGCGAGCUUGCCACGUCCUCUUUGAUGGGUCUGGUGGCCACGAUAAAGGAGCAUAUCACCAAGCCGACGGCAAUGGCCCAGGGGCGAGUCGCCCACCUGAUUGAGUGGAAGGGUUGGGGUGGAGGCGGUGAGGCCGGGGGACGUGGGGGCGGUUGGAGCGGGGCCUACAGCAAAGGAGGAGGGGGUUGGGGGGGGAUGGGGGCAGAGCUGCAGGAGGAUGAGCAAUUCUACUCCCAAAUGACGGACGAAAUCAAGGAAGCCCGCUUUGCCGCAGGAGUGGCUGAGCAGUUUGCCCUGGCUGAGGCAGCCAUGAACGUGUGGUCAAUGAACGACAACUUAGAGCAGCCUUCCACCAGCUUACAAGCAGCACAGAGCCACUUCUUGUCUCAGUUCCUGCUGGACGGCGGCAGCGUUGGCAUUCCCCAGCACCUGUACAACAUCCAUGCCCAAACCUACAGCAACAACAGGGCAGCCAACCUGGUCCCUCUGAAACCGCCCGACUCCAUUUCCACAACAUCAAUCACUCAGCGGGACAGAGAUCAUCCCUUCGAGGACAGAAGCACUGUGACCGCAGAGGCUGCCGUCAGACACGUAGACAGCAGCUCGCUAUCUGAGGAUGAUGUUUUUUAUAACUAGGCUCAACAGGAAAACAAGUUGGCAAUCUUGAUGGCAAUCUCUAAAAUGAUCCUCCCUGAGAGGACUUGAGUCUCAACCACCAGCAGUGACUGAUACAAAAAAUAACCAAGGACAUUUGUGAGAUUUUUAAAGAGAAAAUUUGUCAAAUGGUUUGUCUGGAAGGGUGUCAGAGCCUGGUCUUCAGUUACAAAGACUCCAAACAGUAUUUUCUCCCUGGUUGAGACAUUUACUUUUCUGAAUGUACAUAGUUCCACUGUAACAUUUUUAUUUUUUAUUCAAUGUACAUUGAACGCUUUCAUAUUAUAUAUAGAACUGUGACGAGUCAAAUGAUACUGGUGUAAAUAUCUUGUUAUAAAACAUGGGUUUUAAUAUAUGUCCUGUAGAACUCCAGUCCAGUCCUGUUUGACAGAUUGAACAGAUGAAUUUUGGUUAUGGUUAAGUCCAACCUACAGAGAAAAUAUCACCAAAGAAAUGGAAAAUGUGUCUCCUUUGAGAUUUCUCAUCUGAAUCUGCAGAGAUGAAUUCUGUUGAAAAGAAAGCGUUCAUCCAAUUAUCUGAGUCCCGACUAUGAUUAGCUAUUAUUCACACUCCUGUGUCUGAGAGCGAUGGGUGCAGGGGAGUGGUGCAGAGAAAAGACCAGUGCACGAAAACAGAGAGAGAGGAGGACACAGAACAUGUCAGUGUGUGUGUGUGUGUGUGGUCGGUGUGUAUCUCUACAUGUAUGUUCAGCAGCCUGGUUAGAUGGUUGGAGAUAGAAGGUGUCAGUGUUGUUCAUGUGGCUCUUUAGCGCAGGUUUCCACAAAGUGAAGCUGUACUGUGUGGUGCAUUGUGGCUGUUUCCUCUGAAACAGAACAAAACAAAAGGCUAUGCGUGAUUGGAAUGAUCACCCAUCAGGAGACAAAACCCUUCAGCAGAACAGGCGACUGAUUUGAGGUCUAAUUAGUGCUCCAGUGCAACAACAACAUCUUGAGUCGCUGUGUUGUGAGAAGGAAACGUGAUACUGUAAAAAAGCGAAAGAUUGGACAGUUGCCCUUUAACAAGCUGAAAGUUAUUGUAGUACUGUGCCUGGGUCUGUUUAUGGUUUUAAGAGAAAUACUAUAGGUGCACAGAAGUAAAAUGAUUGCCUUAUUAAAAUCACUACAAUGUGUGAAGAGUCUGUAAACAACAGGGUAGCAGCAACUAAACACAGUUUUUUUCUUAGAUAAUAAUCCUUCUGAAAGAAUCCCUUAAAGGAUAAUUCCAGUUUAUUAAAAUUUGGCUUUUAUUUUUGUAAGUCUUCUCUAGCAAUGUCACAGUGUUCAGAAAUCUCAAGGAUUACUUUAGUGAGUAACUACAGUGUUUUCACAAUAAUGACCACAAAUAUGAAAAUGGACAAGACCAGCAAACACACUGGAAGAUCAUAUGAUGGGACAUGUUUAUUUUCCAUUAAUGGACAGAAUCAGUCAAGAGGAGAGAAUUUUUUUUAGAAAAAGAACACUAUAAACUUUCUUGAUUUCUUGCGAUAUUUGUUGCUGAAGACUUUCCCUUUAUCUGUUUUCUUUCAGCGUGUUCAUCUAACAACACAAGUUACCUUUUUAAAAACAUUUUAUUUUGA
Messenger RNA from Lates calcarifer (barramundi perch), 2657 nucleotides. It is a transcript of the gene fam131c, whose product is annotated as family with sequence similarity 131 member C. Bases 275 to 1063 code for a protein of 262 amino acids. The record is from RefSeq and is a predicted model, not a curated record. The transcript has 6 exons. Lineage: Eukaryota; Metazoa; Chordata; Actinopteri; Centropomidae.